AUGGACGCCCUGGAGUCCGAACUGACCUGCCCUAUCUGCUUGGAGCUCUUCGAAGACCCACUCUUGCUCCCCUGCGCCCACAGCCUCUGCUUCGGCUGCGCCCAUCGCAUCCUGGUCUCCCACUGCGCCACCAACGAAUCCGUGCACCGCAUCAGCGCAUUCCAGUGCCCCACCUGCCGCUAUGUCAUCUCCCUGAGUCCGGAACGAGGACUGGAAGGACUGAAAAGGAACGUGACCCUGCAGAACAUUAUCGACCGGGUCCAGAGGGCUUCGUCGUCGACCGGGCUGCCGUUAGCUUUGCCCGCACCUCACAGUGGGCCCAACUCCCCCACGGACGACCGGUUGGCGUUGGUACCCGUCCACGCCGCAAUGUCGAGCCCGGGAACCCCUCCGGAGCCGGUGCAGUGCCAGUUCUGCGAGCAGGACCCGCCCCAGGAGGCGGUGAAGACGUGCGUGACCUGCGAAGUGUCUUAUUGCGAGGAGUGUCUGAGGGCGACGCACCCGAACAAGAAGCCGUUCACUGGGCAUCGGAUGAUCGAACCCAUGCCGGACUCGCACCUGCGCGGCCUGCAGUGUCUGGAGCACGAGGAGGAGAAGGUCAACAUGUACUGCGUGACAGACGACCAGCUCAUCUGCUCGCUGUGCAAGCUAGUCGGAAGGCACCGCGACCACCAGGUGGCAGCACUGAGCGACCGCUACGAGAAACUGAAGCAAGCCCUGGACUCCAACUUGAGCAAUCUGAUCAAACGCAACAACGAACUGGAGACUUUGAUGGGAAAACUCAUCCAAACUUGUCAACACGUCGAGGUGAAUGCUUCGCGGCAGGAGGGCAAGCUGCUGGAGGAGUGCGACUUGUUGAUCGACAUCAUUCAGCAGCGAAGGCAAAUAAUCAACAGCAAGAUCAAGGAAGGGAAGACUCAGAGGCUGCGCAAACUGGCCCAGCAGAUCACCAACUGUCAGCAGUGCAUAGAGCGGUCCAGCGCCCUGAUCACGCAGGCCGACCAGACGCUGAAGGAGACGGACCCCGCUCGCUUCCUGCAGACGGCCAAAACCAUCAACGAAAGGGUUUCUAUGGCGACCGCAUCCACCCAAGUCCUGAUUCCAGAGAUAUCGCUAACAGACACGUUUGACAACUUCGCCUUGGACUUUACCAGAGAGAAGAAACUGCUGGAGAGUCUGGAUUAUCUCACUGCUCCCACGGCUCCGAGCAUCAGGGAGGAGCUGUGCACGGCGUCCUAUGACACCAUCACGGUUCACUGGACCUCCGACGAUGAGUUCACCGUGGUGUCGUACGAGCUGCAGUACGCCAUCUUCACGGGACAGGCCAACAUCGCAAGUCUGUGUAACUCUCUGGACAGCUGGAUGAUUGUCCCCAACAUCAAACAGAACCACUACACGGUCCACGGUCUGCAGAGCGGCACCAAGUACAUCUUUGUGGUGAAGGCCAUCAACCAGGCGGGCACCAGGAGCAGCGAGCCCGGGACCCUCAAGACCAACAGUGAGUGA
Molecule: messenger RNA, 1506 nt
Organism: Knipowitschia caucasica
Lineage: Eukaryota; Metazoa; Chordata; Actinopteri; Gobiiformes; Gobiidae
Source: the annotation of a GenBank genome assembly